AUGAAGUUUCUUCUCCUGAUCCUCCUAUCCUUCCUGUCUGUAGCUCUUGCCAUGAGAGAUCAAUCGAUCGCUGUCCAAGGGCAAUUGCUCUGUGGAAGCAAGCCAGCAGCCAAUGUUAGAAUAAAGCUGUGGGAGGAGGAUUCGGGACCAGAUCCAGAUGACCUUUUGGAGGCUGGAUACACUGACGGUGAUGGAAAGUUCCAUUUGUCGGGAGGAGAAGCUGAGAUGACUCCAAUUGAUCCGAUUUUCAAGGUUUAUCACGACUGUGAUGACAUUCUUCCUGGUUCCCGCAAAGUCAAAUUCCUGAUUCCAAAAUCCUACAUCACCCAAGGAAAAGUUCCGAAGAAGACUUUUGAUCUCGGAGUUUUGAAUCUUGAGACCAUCUUCCCGAAGGAGGAAAGAGAGCUCAUCGUCUCCAGAAAACGUCGUCAUCACCCAAAAGAUAUCAUGGAGGAGGAAUAUUGA
Messenger RNA from Caenorhabditis briggsae, 465 nucleotides. RefSeq names its product Protein CBR-TTR-44 (gene Cbr-ttr-44). Bases 1 to 465 code for a protein of 154 amino acids. The transcript is spliced from 2 exons. The record is from RefSeq and is a predicted model, not a curated record. Gene Ontology annotation, cellular component: cell surface. Lineage: Eukaryota; Metazoa; Nematoda; Chromadorea; Rhabditida; Rhabditidae.